Uranotaenia lowii is the source of this 1795-nucleotide messenger RNA. RefSeq names its product dynein light chain Tctex-type 5. NCBI's taxonomy places the organism in Eukaryota, Metazoa, Arthropoda, Insecta, Diptera, Culicidae. Gene Ontology annotation, cellular component: cytoplasmic dynein complex; cytoplasm. Gene Ontology annotation, molecular function: dynein intermediate chain binding. Gene Ontology annotation, biological process: microtubule-based movement. The record is from RefSeq and is a predicted model, not a curated record. The coding region runs from base 233 to 928 and encodes 231 amino acids. The transcript is spliced from 3 exons.
UUCCGAUGAUAAUCGGCUGGCUUAUUUUGUUUGUGUGUUUAUGUGUGGUUUGGGUGAGCGAAGAAUGCGAGCAUGACAAAGGACUAUUUAUUAGAGUGUCUUCCUCCGGCCCACGUGGAUCAACGCGCGCGGGUUUUUGAUACGGUUACCUCACGGAUACAAAGAACCGUGGCAGCAAAUUUUCCUGCUUGAACCUAGGGCAACAUUUCUUCGCCUAACUUCGCCGUUCCAAAUGGAGCAGCAGCAGCAGCAACCGACAACAGGAAGUUCCACGGCCGCGGCCACGGCAAUCACGGUCACUCCAGCUCAGACCUCGGCCCAGUCUGCUGCUACUUCGGGCUUCGGUGGCUUUCGAAAACCGGCCCCGAAUGUGAAUCCCAGUGGUGCAGCUCCGGGACCAAAGACUGGACGGUUCUUCGGAUCGGCGUUCAGCAUCACCAAUCGGUACCGGGCCAACAGUUCCAACCUCGGGAAGGUCAGUUUGGCCAUUACAAAUCUGAAGGUGCUCAACAACGUCCCCUUGCCACCGCCAAUCUGCGCCAUGGUCUCCUCGGAAACGCCACCCUGUCUCAAGUUUCAACCGACCUAUCAGCUGGAAUCGAAAAACCCUUUCAACCGGGACGCAUGUGAAGCCAUCCUGCGGGAAUCGUUGGACAAAGCGCUGCAGGGCGUGGAGUAUAGUUCCUACUUUGCCCCGUCCCUGUGCCAGCAAAUCUGCGAGGAUGUCAAGGCGAAAGUAAAGGAGUUGAACUUUGAUCGUUAUCGGCUGGUGGUGACUGUGACGAUGGGCGAACGAUACAUGCAAGGACUGAAAUCAAUCGCCCAGUUCCUGUGGGAUCCGGAGAAGGAUAGCUACGUGUCCUGUAUCUACGAUUCCUCGCCGAGCCUUUUUGCCGUUGCAACGGUUUAUGCCAUCUACUUCGACUAGAUUUCGAGGCAAAUAUGCAGCAGCUACGUGUAGACGUGUAGGCCAACAACGAUAGUUUUCCAGUUCCAGUUUCGAAUCCGAAAACGGCACCCGAGAGCUGAGAGCUGAGAAAGACGGGAAAAGAUUUCCGAAAGCACAGGCGAAUCUAAUAGAAGGUGAAAGAUUGUUUUACUUGCUGUUGAGUUGAGUCUUCUAUAUACAGAGUUUAGAAUUGCUGUUACUGGUUGUGUUGUGUAGAAUGAAUAAUAAAGCAUCCUCCUUAAGGGUAUCAUGUCAGGGGAUAUCACUCUUAUUUGUGGUGUUGAACUUACAGCACUGAGAGAAUGUGGGGAUCUCGGUUAAGGCAAUGCAUGACUGAAGGUGGUUUUGAGAUCCGAAAGUGAAUUCUAUUUUCAGCUGGGCUGGGUGAUGUAGAUGGGAUGGCUGAGAGGAAAGGGGUUGCAAUUCAAUGAUGAUUUAUUCAUUUGCUACAAAUUUAAGUAUCGAAGCGAAGGAACUAUGUGGUUUCGAGGUCAACUUCAAAACGAGGACGAUAGCUUUUUCAAAUGUAAUCGAAUUCUUUAGUAGGUACAGAUGAAGAGGAAAAAAUCACAUUUUAAGGGGUCAAAUGUCAAGGAUAGUUUUAGAAAUCAAUUGGAUUAUCUCCAGAGCUGGUGAGUAAUAUUUUUAAUCUUUCUUUUUGCUUUUUUUUAGGAACCAAUCUGUAUAGAAUUAACACACAAGAUUGAUUGAUUUUUUUACAAAUUCUCCAAAUUUUCUAAGGUUAACUUUUGUGAAACUUUUCUUAUUCCGCACUUUUUUUUCUUUUCAUAUUGUUGGUCUUCAACGCCUAUCGCUUCAUCCAAAGAGAGUAAACUUGUGCUUCAU